Adineta ricciae is the source of this 987-nucleotide messenger RNA. NCBI's taxonomy places the organism in Eukaryota, Metazoa, Rotifera, Eurotatoria, Adinetida, Adinetidae. The record is from the annotation of a GenBank genome assembly.
AUGAUAUUCGAAAUUUUACCUGUUGAAAUAAUUCGAGAAUUCUUUGAAUAUCUCAAUGGUUUCGACAUCUAUCAAUCAUUUUAUGGAUUGAACAGACGUUUGACAGCUAUUGUUCUCUCGACUAUGGAAUCACAUAUCGAUCUGCGCGAAGUUAUGUCAAACGAAUACAUUCAAAUGUUACAUUUGGUUAAUCCAUCACACGUUAUUUCUCUCAAAUUGGCAAAUAGAUGGGAGAGAAAUCAAAUUAAUUCAGUCAUUCGUAUUUAUUCAAUAGACACCUUCACGCAGGUUCGAUCUUUAACAUUUGAUCUACUAAGUAUAACUAAUCUCGAAGAAAUCGUAGAUAUUUUACCAUCGUUAACUUCUCUUGUAUCUUUGACAAUCACUUCCAACGAAAAUCCACCAUCGAAAAUCUAUUCAAAGUUGUUCUAUCGUCUUCGUCACAUUAAACGACUUCGUUUAAUGUCUCUCAAGGGAAAAUUGGCUUGUUGGGGUAAUAUUGAUAUUCGUCAAUGGCAUCUCGAUACAUCUCUUUUAUUUCCUUAUCUUCCACAUCUUCGUUCGAUUGAAACGAGUCUCUGUUUUGGCAAUGCUCCAAUUCCGUAUUUGCCCAGAUUGCGUUCGUGUAUUCUCUAUUUCGGUUUUUACGGCUUUCCCGAACUUAGUGAUUUCUUUCGACAAUGUCCUAAUCUGAAAAUACUCAAACUUGAAACAACAGGUAUCGAUGUCGUGGAUGGUCAGCAAUGGGAAAAUAUUCUCACACGCGCAUUGUCUCGUCUUCAACAUUUUAAUCUUCUCGUGGAGUUUAUGGGAGAUUACGACGUUGAAAGUUGUCGAGCUUCUUUUCAAACACAAUUUUGGAUUCAACGUGCUACACAAGUGAAUUUAGUUGAAAGUCAUAUGCACAUUGCACCAGAUGACAUUCGUACAGUUUAUCAAAUGACAAUCGAUUUCAAUUAUCAAAAUCAACAUCAAUCUUACAACUAA